CCUGUCAGCUCUCCGCACACCGUCUUCAUCCAGCAGAGCCGCAGGGAUAAUGAUCGAUAUUUUUGUCGACUUUGUGCUCGGCUAAACCGGAUCGGAAAUAUUUCUUUGGUUAACUAUUUUACAUUUGUUUGUUUUUUUUGAAGAUGGAAUUACACAAAAGCAAUCACAACAGGGGAAUUGUUUGUUCGGUCGGCUGUCAGAAGUCAUUGUGAGGAGGCUUCAAACAGGCCAACGGAGCCGAAAACAACAACAUGGCAAAAAUCGGGAGUGAAAACUCUUUUUUAUCAAGACAACGGUUGUCCAAGAAGACGCCUGAUGAGGAGCUCGCUGUCAUUGAAAAUGGAGACAGCAGGGCUCACUCACUUUGUGAAGAAAACUCUGAGACGGCGUUGUCUUCAGAGUCCCACAGAGACUUAUUUACAGGUGCUGGGGCCAUGGCCAGGCUCUCUUACAUCUUCUUCAUGCUGCGAAACUGGGCGUCCCACAGAGUGAACCCUGAAAUAGAGAGGCAUGACUCUUUUCUUGAGCGCUUCAGAGGCCCUGAGCUCAAAGACAUCUCCAGUCGAGACAGCAAUGCCCAGUCUCACGGCACGUCAAUCCUUAAGAGAAAUCUUGCGAGUAAGUGGCCGCUGGCUACAUACAACAUGAAUAACUGCAACAACACAGACGACAAAAAAGACGAGAUUAAAAAAGAUGAUAAAAAGGAGGAGGAGAAGAAAGAUGAAAAGAAAGAUGAGGACAAGAAAGAAGAGGAGAAAAAAGACGAGAAGAAAGAUGAGAAAAAGGAUGAGAAAAAGGAUGAGAAGAAAGACGAGAAGAAAGACGACAAGAAGGAUGAUAAAAAAGAUGAUAAAAAGAAAGAGGAGCCACCGAAAGAAAUCUGGAUUAUGGAUCCAGCUGCAGACCAGUACUACAGAUGGCUGACCGUCAUUGCAGGCCCAGUAUUUUACAACUUGAUAAUGAUCGUAACGAGAGCCUGUUUUAAUGAACUCCAGGACACGUAUACAAAGCUCUGGAUAGUCCUAGACUACGGCUCGGAUGCCAUAUACUUCGCAGACACGUUUGUUAGGUCAAGAACAGGUUACUUGGAACAAGGCCUGCUGGUAAAAGAUUCAAAGAAACUGAGGGAUAAAUACAGAACAACAUCUCAGUUCAAAUAUGAUAUGAUCGCAAUGAUACCAACUGAUCUGCUGUUUCUGAAAUUUGGCUUCAACAACCCGGAGUUCAGAUUCAAUCGUCUUUGCAAAAUGUCUAGGCUUUUUGAGUUUUUCGAGCGGACUGAAACCAGAACGAGCUUCCCCAACAUGUUUCGUAUCAGCAACCUCGUGCUUUAUAUCCUCAUCAUUAUCCACUGGAAUGCUUGUUUGUUUUUUGCCAUUUCGAAAACCAUUGGUUUUGGAACAGAUACAUGGGUGUACCCCAACAUCAGUCACCCGGAGUACGGCCGACUGGCCAGAAAGUACAUUUACUCCCUGUAUUGGUCCACACUGACCCUCACCACUAUCGGAGAGACCCCUCCACCAGUCAGGGAUGUUGAAUUCCUCUUUGUGAUUUCAGAUUUCCUCACUGGUGUGCUCAUCUUUGCUAGUAUCGUCGGUAACGUCGGUGCCAUGAUUUCCAACAUGAAUGCCUCUCGGGCUGAGUUCCAGGCAAAAAUUGACUCGAUUAAACAGUACAUGCAGUUUCGAAAGGUCACCAAAGACUUGGAGGCCAGAGUCAUUAAGUGGUUUGACUACCUUUGGACAGAGAAGAAGACCUGUGACGAGAAGGAAGUAUUGAAGAACCUCCCAGACAAGCUCAGGGCUGAGAUCGCCAUCAACGUCCAUUUAGAUACUCUGAAAAAAGUGCGUAUUUUCCAGGAUUGUGAAGCCGGUCUGCUGAUUGAAUUGGUGCUCAAGCUGCAGCCACAAGUGUUCAGCCCAGGAGAUUACAUCUGUAAGAAGGGAGAUAUUGGCAGGGAGAUGUACAUCAUCAAGGAGGGGAAGCUGGCUGUGGUGGCCGAUGAUGGGGUCACUCAGUUUGUCGUGCUCAGUGAUGGCGCAUACUUUGGGGAAAUCAGUAUUUUGGGUAUCAAGGGCAGUAAAGCAGGCAACAGGAGAACAGCCAACAUCAGAAGUGUCGGCUAUUCUGAUCUCUUCGCCCUGUCCAAAGAUGACUUGGUGGAAGCUCUUACUGAGUAUCCAGAUGCCAAAAAAGCUCUGGAGGAGAAGGGAAAAGCCAUCUUGAUGAAAGACAACCUGAUCGAUGAGGCAAUCGCCAACGCUGGUGCUGAUCCAAAAGACCUGGAGGAGAAGAUUGUGAAACUUCAGGGCAACCUGGACGUCAUGCAGACAAAGUUUGCCAAGCUGAUGGUGGAGUUAACCUCCAGCCAGACGAGGAUGAAGCAGAGGGUCACAGAAAUGGAGACCAAAGUGAAAUCCAUACGACCCGAGGACCUGGCAGAAGUGAUGGCCGACAAAGACAAUAAAGUAAAGUAAAAAUAAAAAGCUACUUGAGGACUUUAAAGGGAAUGAAGGAAUUUUCACUUAGAAUACUUUUUAAAGGCCCAUGUUUAUAUCUAUUUAUACGUCUCUGUUCAUAUUAUCAUCAUAAUGUGUCAAAACAUGUACAGCAAAUGCAUAUUUUUGAGUGUAUUCUUCACAGUAUUGAAUUUAUUUAUUGAUAAUUUCAUGUUGUCAUGAACUUCAUGAGUAUGUUCAACAGAGGCACUUGUGUAUGCAAGAGGUUGGCUUCCCACAGCCUUAGAAUAAUGACUUUUUUUAUUUUUAAUGCAAAUACAGGAUCAAACAAUCCGUUUGAGACUGUAUGUGAAUGUAAAAAAUACAUUGUAAUGCAGUGAUGUCCAUAAGUUAUUGUCA
This is a messenger RNA of Labrus bergylta (ballan wrasse), 2858 nucleotides long. It is a transcript of the gene cnga3a, whose product is annotated as cyclic nucleotide gated channel subunit alpha 3a. Gene Ontology annotation, biological process: monoatomic cation transmembrane transport. NCBI's taxonomy places the organism in Eukaryota, Metazoa, Chordata, Actinopteri, Labriformes, Labridae. Gene Ontology annotation, molecular function: cGMP binding; intracellularly cGMP-activated cation channel activity; protein-containing complex binding. Gene Ontology annotation, cellular component: plasma membrane; intracellular cyclic nucleotide activated cation channel complex. The record is from RefSeq and is a predicted model, not a curated record.